AUGCUUACGGUUUCCCUACUCUAUUUUCAGUCUGCCAGUACUGGCGUCAUCUCUCAGGUCCCCCUCCCCCCUUGCAUGCCUACGUGUCUGUACCUUUAUCGAAAUUCUCGCGCUGUUCAGGCAUAAAGCUCAGAAUCUUCAGAUAGGCUGAGUAGGAGUGUUGGAAGUCUUGUGGCUCACGCGUUCGAUCACGCGUGCUAUUCGACGAAAACCUCAAGAUACUGAAACGAUGCGGCUGAUGGGGAGCGUGAUAGGGGUUUUCAAGCGUAUUUAGAAAGUGGAGCUUACAUAAGCCAUUCAGCAUUUUGUCAAGUCUGUGCACUCUUCUGGGGUACUUCCACCAAGGAACAUGGCAGCAGAGGUCCAAGCACCGUCAGCGACAGCCGCUUCAACGUCCUCGAUGUCUUCCAUUCGAGCAACCAAGAGAAAACUCGAAGAUGCCAUUCAGUCACUGGACGUCGCCGUUUCGCCGUCGACCAGCUCGCAGUCGAUUAGUAGUGUGGCCGAUAAGCCUCCUCUCGCUAAGCGUCCAAAUCUCUCCCGCUCUUUCUACUCGACACUCGCAAAAUAUGGCAUAGAGUCUCGUACCGAAACCAAGCACACUUCCUCGCCCGACAUCUCAAACACCAUCAACCUCUCCACAAGCGCACCUCACCUUGCCGCCAUUCUCGCCCGCACAGCAUCUCGCUCUUCGCAAAGUUCUCCAUCCAAUCAGAAAACGAUUACCUUCAAACACUCUUCUGCACCUCCAGUACAUGCAACGUCCGAAUACAGACCUUCGUCGACGCAAUCCUUUCUGUCUCGCCUUGCCACGUACAAGCUCUCCACAUAUGCCAACAAGCCACCACAAAUCGAUGCUGUGGCCGCAGCCAAGCGUGGAUGGGUAAACGACGGAAAGGAUAGGUUGGUAUGUGGGAUAUGUGAUGUGUCGUGGGUGCUUGCAGGACGAGAUGGCAUGACCAAGGAAGCUGCCAAUGCUUUGAUCGAAAAACAACACAUUUCGCUUGUGGACAUGCACAAGGAUGGAUGCCCAUGGAAGACGAGACAAUGCGAAGAUUCUGUGUACCGCGUGCCCCUUCAAACCCCGAGUUUCACUGCUCGCGACUUGAGAAUUACCGCUGUUGCUCUAGAUUCUAUCAUAUCUAAAAUUGCCAUCAAACACCCACUUACAUCUUCGCAGCUGAGCUCCCUUCGUUCAGCCGUGUCAACGGCCACUGUCCCGACCCCGCCUUCUGAAGAUCCUUCUGCUAUGCAAGCCGAUGAGAGCGCACCGCCACCAGCGGCCAAGUUAUCAGAUACUUCGUUCAUCGUGGCCCUCUUUGGGUGGCAGCCCGCGCCUUCACCUCCUCUCGAUCGCCGACCAAUGUCGUCCUUGUCGAUGUCUUGUUCAGGGUCGUUCGUGGCCUCUGUGUCCACACCCGCGCUUUCGCGUGCAAGUUCUGUCUCGCGUUCGUUCACGGACCGGGGGUCCACGCCUGCGCCGAUGCCACCCCCGUCUGCAUCGCCCCGUAUAGGUAGGAGCGCCUCUAGAUUACAACUCAGCGCAUCCCCGGUUCGCCCACUCCAUGCGAACAACGGGGUUCCCAGUAGUGCAUCUGCAAUGGGACUAUCAACGUCGUCCACAUCAGCAAAGGAUAUGUCACUCAUACAUUGCCCGCUGUGCCAGAGACGCGUGGGGUUGUGGAGCUUUGCAACCGUAGAGCUCGCCGACGAGAGUUCAAUGGGUGAGGAACAGGAGCAGCAGCAUGCGCCUUUGUCAUCGACGAGCGGAAAAUCCCUGUCGGCGUUCGCAUCAGCAGCGAGGACAUCGGGCUCGCGAUCUCGAAGAGCUUUCGAUGUCGUAAAAGAGCACCGCUCGUACUGUCCGUAUGUCGUCCGAUCAACAGCUGUACCAUCGCUUCCUUCCGCGACGACGUCCGGUACAUCCAACCUCCCUGAUAAUGGCGGUGGUUUGGUAGAGGGUUGGCGGGCCGUAUUGACUGUUGUUCAGCGGCACGGGUUAAGUCAGCGACAACGGAUGUCGCGGUUCGUCUCUGGUAGCAGCGAGGGUACCGAGAGAGGGCGAGACGAGGAGUUGGAAGGCGUGGAGGCGAUGGUAGCCGGUGUGAAGAGUAAAGGGGGAAGAGACCUUUUAAAAUAUGUCAGGGGUCUCCUUGGAUAGAAGGUGGACUGAUUGGAUAUGCAUCAUGGUCGAGUGUCCAAGUUAUUUAACAGUUGACGUGAUAUUUGUACACUAACAAUAUUCAAGCUUAUGCAUUAAUUCACUCGCACUCGUUGACAGAACUAUCAACAUCAC
Molecule: messenger RNA, 2296 nt
Organism: Pisolithus orientalis
Lineage: Eukaryota; Fungi; Basidiomycota; Agaricomycetes; Boletales; Pisolithaceae
Product: zf-C3HC-domain-containing protein
Exons: 7
Coding region: 350-2161 (603 amino acids)
Cellular component (GO): nucleus
Molecular function (GO): zinc ion binding
Source: RefSeq, a predicted model, not a curated record